This is a messenger RNA of Saitoella complicata NRRL Y-17804, 754 nucleotides long. RefSeq lists its product as uncharacterized. Gene Ontology annotation, biological process: cytoplasmic translation; translational elongation. NCBI's taxonomy places the organism in Eukaryota, Fungi, Ascomycota, Saitoellomycetes, Saitoellales, Saitoellaceae. Bases 393 to 716 code for a protein of 107 amino acids. The record is from RefSeq and is a predicted model, not a curated record. Gene Ontology annotation, molecular function: ribonucleoprotein complex binding; structural constituent of ribosome; protein kinase activator activity. Gene Ontology annotation, cellular component: cytosolic large ribosomal subunit; ribosome. The transcript has 2 exons.
AGCUCGUCUCGCACACCGCCGUCCAAACAGUCCAUCAAGGUAAGAUCCGUCAAUUUGUGCGGUGCUGCGUGAUCAGAGUGCCUUGAGGAAUGUGUGUGUGCGACAAUUGGCCGUGUUUCAUGGGGAGAUCGGGGAUGGAUGGGUUGAUGAAGGUGGGGUCGACAAGUGUUCGCGGACGGCAUUGGGGGAACUGGAAGGUCAACUGCGUGGAUUGGCAACGAGUUCUCGAUACCACGGCAAGAUCAGCAGCAUUCAACACUGGCCAACGAGCUUCCCGAGCUUCAUUUCGACGUCUUUCGGCUCUCUUCAUAUCCUUCCUUCAACGCACUCUUCAUCCACCGCACAUGCAUACACCCACACCCUCAAGAACCCAAUAACUAAACAUUGCCUAGAUGUCCACCAACGAGCUCGCCAUCUCCUACGCCGCUCUCAUCCUCGCCGACGAGCAGGCCGAGAUCACCUCCGACGCCCUCCUCUCCCUCACCAAGGCUGCCAACGUCACCGUUGAGCCUAUCUGGGCUUCCCUCUUCGCCAAGGCCCUCGAGGGUAAGGACGUUAAGGAGCUUUUGUUGAACGUUGGUGGUGGUGGUGCCCCCGCUGCCGGUGUUGCCGCCUCUGGUGCCGCUGCCGGUACCGCCGAGGAGGCCCCCGUUGAGGAGAAGAAGGAGGAGAAGGAGGAGUCCGACGACGACAUGGGCUUCGGUCUCUUCGACUAAGCGUCUCGCUUCUUCGCUUUCUCGUCUUUUGGGUGUCA